This is a messenger RNA of Racocetra persica, 466 nucleotides long. The record is from the annotation of a GenBank genome assembly. NCBI's taxonomy places the organism in Eukaryota, Fungi, Glomeromycota, Glomeromycetes, Diversisporales, Gigasporaceae.
UACUUCAUUCUUUCACUGCCCAAUUGAUAUCUGGCUCUUAGUGUUUAGCGCUUGUCAUGGAAAAGAAAUGUCAGACUCGAAUAUAUCAAAAAAUGACUUAUUAGAUAUUUGCUGUAGUUUAGGCAUAUCCACCAAAGGGAAUAAAGCAGAUCUUGUACAAAGGUUAAAAGAAUACCAGACAAAUAGAUCCCAUGAGAAUAAUGUGGACGGAAUGAAGUUCACAAAUGAUAAGGCCGAUGAUGAAUCGGUAAUAUCCAACUAUCAUACUGAAACCACUGAAAUAUUAAGCCCUGAAAUACAAAUGUUAAGAGAAUUACUUCAGAAGAACAAGCGCCCAUUACAUGCUGUACUAUUAUCGCUUUCUCCCCAAGAUGCAGAAGAAACAACUGACCACCCACAGCAGACAAAAAGAUGGUUAAAAAACAGAAAUUACAAGCUGGAGAGGAAAAUAAUUUUAACUCAUUAA